Peromyscus eremicus (cactus mouse) is the source of this 1226-nucleotide messenger RNA. It is a transcript of the gene Med8, whose product is annotated as mediator complex subunit 8. Bases 98 to 904 code for a protein of 268 amino acids. Gene Ontology annotation, cellular component: core mediator complex; mediator complex. NCBI's taxonomy places the organism in Eukaryota, Metazoa, Chordata, Mammalia, Rodentia, Cricetidae. Gene Ontology annotation, molecular function: RNA polymerase II cis-regulatory region sequence-specific DNA binding; transcription coregulator activity. The record is from RefSeq and is a predicted model, not a curated record. The transcript is spliced from 7 exons. Gene Ontology annotation, biological process: regulation of transcription by RNA polymerase II.
GUGGGGAUGGCUGCGUUCUACGCUUUCUGAUUGGUGAGCACAGCUGGCCGAGCGAGAAACCGGAAGAGGAAGUGGUUGCGCCAGCCGGGCCGUGGCAAUGCAGAGGGAGGAGAAGCAGCUUGAGGCGUCAUUAGAUGCCCUGCUGAAUCAAGUGGCUGAUCUGAAGACUUCGCUGGGGAGUUUCAUUUACAAGUUGGAAAACGAGUACGACCGGCUGACCUGGCCUUCUGUCCUAGACAGCUUUGCACUGCUGUCUGGACAGUUGAACACUCUGAACAAGGUCUUAAAGCAUGAGAAGACACCACUGUUCCGUAACCAGGUCAUCAUCCCCCUGGUGCUGUCCCCAGAUCGAGAUGAAGACCUCAUGCGUCAGACUGAAGGACGAGUGCCUGUUUUCAGCCAUGAGGUUGUCCCUGACCAUUUGAGAACCAAGCCUGACCCUGAGGUUGAAGAGCAAGAGAAGCAGCUGACAACAGAUGCUGCCAGAAUUGGUGCUGAUGCAGCUCAGAAGCAGAUCCAGAGCUUGAAUAAAAUGUGCUCAAACCUUUUGGAGAAAAUCAGCAAAGAGGAACGAGAGUCAGAGAGUGGAGGUCUCCGGUCAAACAAGCAGACUUUCAACCCUGCAGACACUAAUGCUUUAGUGGCAGCUGUUGCCUUUGGGAAGGGGCUGUCUAAUUGGAGACCUUCAGGUAGCAGUGGUCCUGGCCAACCUGGCCAGCCAGGAGCUGGUACUAUCCUUGCAGGAACCUCAGGAUUACAGCAAGUUCAGAUGGCAGGUGCUCCAAACCAGCCGCAGACAAUGCUCAGUGGAGUCCAGAUGGCUCAAGCAGGUCAACCAGGGAAAAUGCCAAGUGGAAUAAAAACCAACAUCAAGUCAGCUUCACUGCAUCCCUACCAGCGGUGAGUGUGGACAGCAGCCUCCACUCUCAGGUGAUCUGUGCUGAGUUGGGCAAUGAAAUUAUCUUUUGCUCAAGGCUUACCUAGAUGGGUACAAUGAAAAGAACACAGGCUUUCAGCAACAGACAAAUCUCAGCUCUACUGUGAAUAGCUGUGCGACCUUGGGAAAGUGACCUCAUUUUUCUGAGCCUGGGUUCUUAUUUGUAAGUGGUGAUAAUACCUACCUCAUAAGGUUGUUGUGAGGAUUAAAAUGAGAAAAACGAAUGUAAAACACUUAGCAUGGUAUAUGAAAUACUGGGUCUUGAAUAAAUGAUAGUUUCUUACUUUUC